AUGAAGAGCAGCAGUCUCCGAGACGGACCUUCCAUAUCGGGCACGCUUCUUUCAAUCUGCGUCUCGAUUGUCUGUGAUCCCGGCACAGCCGUGGAGUGGGGACAGAGCGCGGUUAUUGCGCAACCCCUCCGCAGAGCCGCGGGCAGGCACCCGUUACCGCAUACACAGUCCACUUGUAAUACCGGGCUCGUGUGUGCGCGCAUCUUGGGCCCCUGGCUCCUGGUGACCUAUGUGCGGGCUCCUUGGAGAGCUACAUUUCUGAGCGAGUCUCCCCUUCUGGCCUCCACACCUCCUGCUCCUCCUCCAUCAGGCCUCCACACCUCCUGCUCCUCCUCCAUCAGGCCUCCACACCUCCUGCUGAGGACUCCAUCAGGCCUCCACACCUCCUGCUCCUCCUCCAUCAGGCCUCCACACCUCCUGCUCCUCCUCCAUCAGGCCUCCACACCUCCUGCUCCUCCUCCAUCAGGCCUCCACACCUCCUGCUCCUCCUCCAUCAGGCCUCCAUACCUCCUGCUCCUCCUCCAUCAGGCCUCCACACCUCCUGCUGAGGACUCCAUCAGGCCUCCACACCUCCUGCUGAGGACUCCAUCAGGCCUCCACACCUCCUGCUCCUCCUCCAUCAGGCCUCCACACCUCCUGCUGAGGACUCCAUCAGGCCUCCACACCUCCUGCUCAUCCUCCAUCAGGCCUCCACACCUCCUGCUGAGGACUCCAUCAGGCCUCCACACCUCCUGCUGA
This is a messenger RNA of Knipowitschia caucasica, 738 nucleotides long. NCBI's taxonomy places the organism in Eukaryota, Metazoa, Chordata, Actinopteri, Gobiiformes, Gobiidae. The record is from the annotation of a GenBank genome assembly.